Molecule: messenger RNA, 7649 nt
Organism: Mobula hypostoma (lesser devil ray)
Lineage: Eukaryota; Metazoa; Chordata; Chondrichthyes; Myliobatiformes; Myliobatidae
Gene: prpsap2
Product: phosphoribosyl pyrophosphate synthetase-associated protein 2
Exons: 11
Coding region: 192-1265 (357 amino acids)
Biological process (GO): purine nucleotide biosynthetic process; 5-phosphoribose 1-diphosphate biosynthetic process
Cellular component (GO): cytoplasm; ribose phosphate diphosphokinase complex
Molecular function (GO): ATP binding; ribose phosphate diphosphokinase activity; magnesium ion binding
Source: RefSeq, a predicted model, not a curated record
CCGCUCGUGGUCGAGCGGGGCAAGUGCGCGUUGGCGCGCACACGCGCGCGCCGGAGAGUGGGGGGUGGUCAGGUUUGCGCCGAUUCCGCGAGGAGGGAGAGCCGCGCAGGCGCGCUCGUGCGGAGCCGUCGAGGCGCUGGGUAGUGGGGAGGCAACGGCAGGCAUUUGGAAGACUUCUUGAUCCUUUCGCCAUGAAUAUAACCAAAGGUGGCCUUGUGCUGUUCAGUGCCAAUUCAAAUACAGCCUACACAGAGUUGGCCAGGAAGAUUUCAGAGCGACUUGGCGUAGAACCUGGUAAAGUUCAAGUCUACCAAGAAGCUAACAGAGAAACAAGAGUACAAAUUCAAGAAUCUGUCAGAGGAAAAGAUGUAUUUAUUAUUCAGACUGUUUCAAAGGAUGUUAACACCACCAUUAUGGAGCUCCUUAUUAUGAUCUAUGCCUCUAAGACCUCUUGUGCCAAGAACAUCAUUGGUGUAAUCCCUUACUUUCCAUACAGCAAGCAAUGUAAGAUGAGGAAACGAGGUUCUAUUGUGUCCAAACUUCUGGCAUCAAUGAUGUGUAAAGCUGGCUUGACUCACCUGAUUACAAUGGAUUUGCAUCAGAAAGAAAUCCAGGGAUUUUUCAAUAUUCCAGUUGAUAAUCUGCGAGCGUCCCCAUUCCUGUUACAAUACAUUCAGGAAGAGAUCCCUGACUACAGGAAUGCAGUGAUUGUUGCAAAGUCGCCAGCAUCUGCCAAAAGAGCUCAGUCUUUUGCUGAGCGGUUGCGUCUGGGGAUCGCAGUGAUACAUGGUGAAGUGCAAGAUGCAGAAUCGGAUUUGGUGGAUGGCCGGCAUUCACCGCCAACAGUGAAAAAUGCAGCAGCCAUACAUCCCAGCCUGGAGAUUCCCAUGUCAAUUCCAAAGGAAAAGCCCCCAAUCACAGUUGUUGGAGAUGUAGGAGGAAGAAUAGCUAUUAUUGUGGAUGACAUAAUUGAUGACGUUGACAGCUUUUUAGCAGCUGCCGAUACAUUGAAGGAAAGGGGAGCUUACAAAAUCUAUGUGAUGGCAACCCAUGGUCUUUUGUCUUCAGAUGCACCUAGGUUAAUAGAAGAAUCAUCAAUUGAUGAGGUGGUAGUAACCAAUACAAUCCCACAUGAAAUACAAAAACUUCAGUGCCAUAAAAUAAAGACCGUUGAUAUCAGCAUGAUCUUGUCUGAGGCUAUUCGAAGGAUCCACAAUGGUGAAUCAAUGUCUUAUCUAUUCCGAAAUAUUGGUAUGGAUGAUUGAAAUCAUGUUCCCUAAGGGCAACUUGGUGUCCUUUUACUUGCUGGAAAAGUAUCAUGAUUCACUGGUACAAAAUCUUAAUUUUCUACCAAAAAAGGUCAACUUUGUAAAGUGAAUUUUUAGGAAAUUAAGCUGAACAUAGAGACUACUUAGCAAAGAAAUACUGAAAUACAUUGUUUUGUAAAUGCUAAGUAUGAUCAAAUUCUCUCAUUGUUUUAGUUGUUUUUGUGUUUAGGAGUAUUGUAUUAUGAUUUUCAUAUCAGUCUUAAAUUUUCUCUUGAAGAUAAUCCUCUCCAAGCUAACAUGGCAGCUCAGUAAAGAAUAUCAAACAAAAGCAUCUGAAAUGGCCAACCUGAAUUGUGCUGAUUUCCUACUAUGCUUUAGUGUCUACACUUGAAAGUUCUUUGGCUUUAAAGCGCUUUGGAAUAUCUUGAGAUAUUCAAAGAUGUUAUAUGAAUGAAUGCAAGUUCUUUCUAAUGUUUAAAAGCUGAAUUUAAGUUAACAUAUCACUGUUACAAAGUGAAGUAGUUGAAUAAUUUGAAUCAUUUGGUAUUUAUUUUCUGUACAAGGAAUAAAAUUGGAAUGUUCCAUGUGGCUUUUACCCCAUUUUUAAAAUCUAAUUUAAAGGCUAUUUUAAUAAAACAUUCCCCUAAGAUUGUUCAUUUGUAAUUCCCAUUGUGUUUUUUGUGAAGGAGCAUUAUCCUUCUGCCACUAAUUAUUCAGGCUUGGACAGCAUCAGUAUCAGAUCCCAUGAUCAUUUGGUUACCAUACAUUGUAAAUAUGUUGAAUAGUAACCACUGAGAAACAGACUUGUAAUUUCAGUUUCCCUUGCAUAGUCCAAGAACACUGAGAAAGAUCAUAAUGUGUUAUUCAUACUAAUGUGAUCAAACUGCAUGCUUAUUGAUUGGCAUUGUAAAAAUCCACAACAUCUCUGGGCAUUACUUGGUAACUUUGAAAGCUCUUUCAUUUUUGUUCUAACAGAAGUUUUGCUAAUGGAAAAACAAAAAAAAAGGAAAUUCAAACUGGAGUUGGUGAAGAAGCCAAUGCAAGUGAUACAUAGAUCAGGCAGCAUCAGUGGUGUACAUUAGAACUUCUCAGUAUGUAAGAUCUGUAAAGUCAUCAAAUAAGAACAACUUGGGUUGUGAUUGAGAUCUGAGAAGACUUCUGUGUGUGUGUGUGUGUGUGUGUUCAAAUAAUAGAAAUCCUUGUGUGUAGGCUUCGCCAAGCCUGAAGGAUAGAGAGCAACCAUUUUGUUACCAGUUGAGGUGACAUCAUCACUGCACAACUGAGUGUUGCUUCUGCGGAGUGCUCCACGUACUGAGAAGAGCAAAAGAGGGUCAUAUCUUCUUACAGCUAGACACUGUCUUCUGUUGCUCAUCUCAGUACUUGAACAGCAAGAAGGACACAGGUUCGUUUGGGAAACUACAAAUCCUGACAGAAGCACAAAACAAGAAAUCAAGAGAAUUCUUGGAAGCUUGUUUCUCAGUGGAAGACUUAGCAAGCCAAUCUUGAUUGGUCAGGGCAUGAAGGGAUACAAGGAGAAGACAAAAGAUUGGGACUGAGAGGAAAAUUGUAUCAGCCAUAAUAAAACAGUGGAGCAAACUGGAUGGCCUGAAUAGCCUAAUUCUGCUCCUGUAUCUUAAGGUCUUGCAUUGAACAGGACGCAAUUUACAAACCUACGAAUCUGCGGGAUCGGGCCUAAGGGUGAGCCACAGAAACCCGGGGAACCAAUGCUCACAAGGACUGAUAUCCAGGGCUACAGACCAGUUGGAGAUCACUCAGCUAUCUGGUUGUCUGGGACCCAACAGAGACUAGCGACCAGCUCAACAGCCAACUAAUCAGAACAAUGAAUUGGACCAAUAUAAGUGAAAGCACUCAGCAGAAACAGCACACAAUUGCGCACUGAUGAUGUCACCUAAACUGGUGAUUAAAAUGUUUGCAACUUAACCUCCAGGCUUGCCAAACCCUACAAACAAGAAACUACCCCAAGCUACCAAUUUUCUCUUUCUUUUUAAUUGAAAGUCCUAAUUCACAUCUUAUCUUGGGAGCAAAGGCAAUAAUAGCAUGUGUUUGAUUAUUUUUGAUAUUGGAUUACUGUUUUUUUUUGCUUCAUGACAGCUCUAUGAUUAAUUGGCCAACCUUCUCUGAAUGUAAGAUGACAAGGUAACUUACAGAUUUAUUAGUCACACUGAUCUACCCUUCUCUGUGAGGAUGCAAUCAAGGGUGGCAAAAUAAGAAAAGUAGUUUGUUACAGUUGUGAUUUGAGCUGGACAGCUUUGAUGAAUGGUUACCAGUGAAAUUCCAUGUCCAUCCAUUGCAAUUAAUUAUUGAAGAAGAUGCUGAAUAUAUUGUUAGCAUUUAAAGAAUACACCCAGUAACCACUUUAUUGGGUACCUCCUAUGCCUAAUAAAGUGGCCACUUUAUUAUGUUUGUGGUCUUCUACUGCUGCAGCCCAUCUGCUUCAAGGUUCAAUGUGUUGUGCAUUUAAAGAUGCUCUUCUGCACGCCACUGUUUAAACGUGGUUAUUUGAGUUACUGACACCCUUGAACCAGUCUGGCCAUUCUCCUCUGACCUCUCUCAUUUUUGCCCACAAAACUGCUGCUCACCGGAUGCUUUUUGCGCCAUUCUCUGUAAAUUACAGAUUGUUGUGUGUGAAAGUCCAGAUAAUUUUCUGAGAUACUCAAACCACCCUGUCAAGCACCAACAAUCAUUCUACAGUCAAAGUCAUUUAGGUCACAUUUCUUCCCCAUUCUGAUAUUUGGUCUAAACAACAACUGAAUCUCUUGACCAUGCCUGUAUGCUUUAAUGCAUUGAGCUGCUGCCACAUGAUUGGCUGAUUAGAUAUUAGCAUUAUUGAGCGGGUGUUCUAAAUAAAGUGGCCACUGACUGUAUUUUGGUCAUGGUGGCAUGUUUUUGACGAUCAUAUGUUGGGAAGGAACUUCUAUAUGCACUGUGAUUCAAGCUGUAACUCCUGCUGUCAUUCAUGGUGUACAAAAUGCCUUUGAUUUGCCUGAGCCUCAGGGUACAGUAAUGCCUUAACAUUCUAUAUGUAACCUUGUAGAAUGAAAAAUAAGUUUUAAAAUUUUCGCAACUUUAAAGGAGUAAUCAUUAGUAAAGCUACAACAAAAGGAUGUUCGUGUUUUUCUGCAAUGUAGUCUGAUUGUUUAGUGACAGCUUGCAGGCCAAGUUUAAAACUCAACUUCAAAUUCAGUGGACUGUCCAAUAGUACCAGAGGGGAUUGUUUCAUCCUCACCCUUGCCUUCCCUGAAUCAGCCAUCCAUCCCAAAUUCAUAAAUAGUUAUGGAGGUUGUAUUCAUUGUGUGAUUUUUAGCCUAAGCCUCAGUACAGAAAAGAAUUGGUACUUCACGAGAAGAUACUAGGUACUGUGGAUCCUCUGCUGGUUUGAUAGUGAGCCAAUGUUUGUGUGCUGCAUUGGGGCACCAUUUACUAAUUAAAUCAGACAAAGCAGGAUGUUAAUGCCUCAUGUUUAAUUAAAGACAUGCUUACUCUAAAGUUUAGCAUUUUAUUUUAUCCUUGCCUAUACUUGAUUGAGAGAUUGAGCAACUGAAAUCUAUUGGUACAAAUCUACAUUUCACUCUUCAUUGGACAUCUCGGUGUCAAGUAGCAACUGGAGCCUGACGUGUAGAUGCUAACAAAAAAAACACAGCUUUUGAGUGGUAUUAGCAUAUUAAUUGAUGUAAUUUGCAUAUAUUAAUUAAAUUCAUAUAAAUGCUUAACUUUACAUUUAUGAGGAGCCUAGUUACAGCUUUCUAUACAGUUAUGUAUUUAACUAAUAGCUUGGAUUUUUUUGUUUUAAAUGGAAAAACCCUGUCUAAAUGCCAUUGUAUAAAGCACAAGUUUACAUAAUAUGACACAGAAGCAGAAUUAGGCCAUUCAGCUUCUCAAGUCUGCUCCGCUGUUUGAUCAUGGCUGAUUUAUUUUUCCUUUCAAUUCCAUUCUCUUGCCUUCUCCUGUAACCUUUCUAGCCCUUGCCAAUUAAGAUCUUAUCAGCCUCCAGUUUAAAAAAAAUACUUACAAGGUGGACAAGGUGAUGGGCAAGCAGAAGGUCAUUAUGACCUCAAGCUCGUACCACCAAUAAUGUCAUAUUUGAUUUAUGACCUAAUUCCAGAUUAUCACAAGAUAUGAGGAAAAUAAUAUCUUUUGGCUAGCAACUUUGCAAACUUGGGUUUAAAAUUACAAUGGACCCAAUAUCCAUAAUAGUCUGUGGAGUUCCAAAUUGUCAUCACCCUGUUCAUGUGGACUGCAUGCACUUAUACGUGUGUUGGACAUUCCAGUUGAUGAAACUAAUUUUGUCUCUUCUAUCACUUCACUAUAGCCCUCAAUCUAAUCAGAAUCGUUCAAAUUCCAUGGAGUGCUACCCUAGUUUCCACAAUCUACAUUUCAAUUUAUUAGGAUUUAACUGUUAACUUUCGUUUGGAAAGAAAGAUGCUGUUUAGACCGUAGUAAGGAUGGAUGUUCAAAAUUCUAAGAAAAUUUCUUAUCAAAAUACGUAAAUGUCACCAUAUAUAACCUUGAGAUUCAUUUUCUUGUGGGCAUUCACAGUAGAUACAAAGGAAUAUAGUGAAAUUAAUGAAAACCUACACAAACAGAUUGGGCAAACAGCAAAUGUGCAAAAGAAAAUAAACUGCAAGUGCAAACUUAAUAACAAGUAAUAAGUAAUAUUGAGGACAUGAGUUAUAGAGACCUUGAAAGUGUGGAGUCAGUUCAGUGUUGAGGUGAGUGAAGUUAUCCGUUCUAGUUAAGGAGCCUGAUGGUUAAGGGAUAAUAACUGCUCCUGAACUUUGGUGUGGGACCUAGGGCUCCUGUACCACCUUCCCGAUGGCAGCUAGAACAUGAGAACCCCCACAACAGGAAUGGGGUGGUUCCUGGAUGCUGCUUUCUUGUGUGAUUUGUAUUACAGAGAGAUUUUAUCAGAGGUAAGUUACUGUGCAUCAAACCUCAUCACAUUAUAUGCGACAGUAUCAAAUGUUGUUGCGAAAACGCAGGUGUACUAGAAAGAAAAACAAAGGAUUCACUUAAGGUAUACUCAUUUACUGAAUGACUCUUACUAACUUCUGCUGUCAUUUAAAGCUGAGAAGUCCUAGAAUGUUCUACCAUUCUCCAGAGUUAACUUUAGGAUGGAAGACAUGAAAUUUGAAAUCAAAGAUGUGUUCUUUCAGUGAGUAGAAACAUCCAUAUUUUUAAAAAAAAAUUCUCUUGUGGCUGUCAAAGGUUGAGAGGUUACACACAAUUUCUGGAAGUUUGGAAUUCUUGUCCCAUUGUUAAUGAGGUAACAGCACCAUCAUUUGUAGAACUUAACAUUAGCGGUUAUGGUUCCAAAUUACAAGGAUACGUUUGUGAUAAGUAUCUCAUUUGUCUUGGACCACCUUGUCUCAGAACCAUGAUCUUGCUGUACGUCUGUCUAUGUGGUGUCUUGUGCCAUGUCAACUGAAAGUUAAAGAAUUUGCACAUACAGCUUCUAUCUCUCGACUGGAGUGGAAUCAGAGUCAUCCUCGAAUCUGAGGGACUACCCAAAAAAAGUCUUAAUAACAAAAUUCAAGAACCUGACAAGAAAGGUAGUGCCUUAUGGAAAUUGCUGGCCAUGGAAGAAACUAGGAACUUUCAUCCAGCUACAUCCUUAAGUUUAAACAAAAGGCUUAACCCUCUGCUUUGACUUCAAGAUAUUCUCAAGAAGAAUUAACUUCAAUGAAAAUUUCUGCCUUUCAAGUGGAACUUUCACUUGAACGAGAAAGUGUGCGUGCCGUUCUCUCUCAUCUUGAUCAGUGCCAUGAGGGUUUGGUUAACCAGUGGUUAACCCACUGGUCUAGUUUCCAGAGUCAAAGGCUAAGGAAAUACAUUUUAAUUAAAUUGUACUUUAAAUUUUGUAACUUUAUACGUAAUGCAAAUUAAUAAAAUUGUCAUUUAUAUCAAAAUCAAAAUGUUGCUUUAGCUGGUAGUUCGAGUUUAAGCCUCUGACUUAUAAAGCGAGGAAUACCGACUACUUUGGCCUUUCAGUUUUGUAACAUUUGUUCUUGCAUUUACUUUCUGCUGCUUAUCAGGUUUCUUGCCUGAUAAUGAGUUUUAUUUUAAAAUCUGUGCAGACUGUUUCUUCAUGUAAGGUUCAAAAUGUAUAGGUCGCUUGUUCUUAAGAGACAUAUUGGUGCACAUAGAGUUCAUUAAUAUUGAAAAGAAUAUUAAAUCCAAUAAUUAUUGCAGUGUUUUAAAACUGGAAGAAUUAUUUUCCAGUUUGCCUUGGAGGAGAUUACCUUAAUAUUAGGUGUUAGUCACUGAGAAGAUGUUUUAUUUGUAAAUUAGUUUUCCCUUGAAAUACUUGGUCUUUUUUUCAGUCUGUAUCAUGAGUAGCAAGUUUGUUUAAUUUAUUUGUGU